CCGUGUCUCGUCCUCGAGGCCUGCCACCCUAACCUGUUGUUCCCCGCCACGGCCUUGUUCUCCUUGGGGCCCAGGCUUGUCGGCGUUUAGUGACACUGACGCCCCACGGUCAGCCGGGCCCACCCUUGGUUUAACCAAAGAAACCUCUCGUUUCUAUGAUGCCAUACAGCGAAAAGCUGCUGCUUUUCACCUUUCCUCGAGCUCCACGUAAAAUCCCUGACGUAGGUGGUGCAAAGUGUUUCUUUUAUCGAGGAUAACGCGGGUCCAGGGAGGUUAAGGAACUUGGUCCAAAACCACUGAGAGAGUGAAGGGUAGAGCCUUGACCCCCCGGGGAGUGCUGCUCCUGCCCCACCUCCUCGCUUCUCGUACAUGGAAUGGAAGACAGCUAAACUUUCUAUACCCUCUUAUGUGUUUGUGGAUCAGGAGUGAGAACAAGCAGAAGAUUUCUGAGAAACUGAAAUCACAGUGUUACCAAAAAGACCUCAAGAGAUUGUGCUAAAAUGGAGGGAAGACAAUGAGAAUGAAAGAGUUGUGAGAAAAUCCCCUAGUUAAGAACUGCAUGAACUUAUUCCCCAAGAGAAGGAUUUACAGAAAAGAAUAGACCAAAAAUUCCAAGUUAAAUCCUUAAAAGUGCCUUCAGUCUGCUAAAAAAUUUUAUGAUCAUAACUCACCAGAGUCUACACUGAAGAGAAAUUAUAAGUAUCCCAAAUAUGAGAAGAAUUUUUCUUAGAACUCUACAUUGAUUCAACUCAAGGAAAUCAAGUCACAGAAGAAAUAUUUUAAAUGUGCUAUGUUUGGGGAUAACCUUUAUAAAGCUUUCAGACUUGGGCACCCUAAUACUGUCAUACUUCUGAAGCACUAAAAGCAUCCAAAGUGUGGGGAAGAUUCUCAUUGAAAGCUAUACUUAAAGAGUAAUUCAUUAGAGAUCCCCACAGGGAUAAGAAAAAAGAACUAAAGAUCAUGGUAUAAAGGAAAAAGUACUGUACCUGGGGAGUCAGGUGGUUCUGACCAUUACUAGUUAUGUAAUAUUAGGCAAGUAAAUAUCUCUGGGAAUCAUUUUUCUCAUCUGUAAAAUGGGAGGUUGGACCAAGUAAUCUCUAAAAUCUUUCCAACCUCUAAAUCCUAAGACCUGAGUGGAAAAAGCUUCACUCAGAGCAGAAAUGUCAUUACCAACCAUGAAAUUCAUAGUCAACUAAUUUAAUAAACAUAAGAGAUUUGUCAAGACAUUAUUGAAUAUGGUAAAAUUGGAUUUACUUUGAUAACAGGCUGCUUUAUGGACUUCACUAUUCAGUAAGAUGUCCUCUGUCUCAAGUUCUCAGAACAUCAGAAUAGAACAUAUGGCAGGUCCUGGAAGAUUAAAGACCUGUUCCAGGUUCUUAGCCCAUUGCCUCAUUAGCUAUAUUUACUGAAUUGUACUUUUUUUUUUUUCCCCUCAGCAGUGAGGUGAAGCCAUAGCAUUGGAAGAAAAAGAGAAAGAUCUUAGUCUAUCAGCUGGUUCCCUCUCCCUCCUUUCAGCUCCCUUUUAGAGACUUCUAGGAAUUCUUUGGUUUUUCUUUGUAUACCUCCCUUCCUCUUCUAUGCUUUCUAUUGUCCUAGACAACUUCUUUCAUGUGGGGUUUUAGGGAGGGUUCCAAGAUGCAUUCUGGACUUCUUUUCUUGCUGAUUGUCUAUACUUGAGGGGGACAAGAAGUGAGAGGGUACUGAAAUAUUCUGGAAAGUGUUCACUAUUAUAGUGCUAUAAAAAUAGUAGGGAGGAGAAGGAGGAUCCCCAACAGUGGCAAUCUUUAAAGGCUAUGACAAGGGGAACCUCUGAUGUUCAUUGUUAGGCUGUUACCUUCCCACCAAUCUAUACCACCUGCAGCUGCCAUUCUGUCAGUAUUUUACUACCAAUAUCUGUGCCCUCUGUGUUUUUCAACUUUUUACUUAUUGCCAUCCAAUAUUGCUGUUUCUCUCCCAACUCUUGUUUCUGUAUAUUGAAAUAACAUUCAGUAUGAAUAAGAGAGGAAAAUACACAACAUUGAAUUUAGAGGAAAAAAUGAAGGUCUUGAGUAGAAUUGAAUCUGGGCACUCUCUUAAAAGUGUAAUGGAUGAAUUUGGAAUCAGUAAAUCAACAUUUUAUGACAUUAAAAAAAAUAAGAAGUUGAUUUUGGACUUUGUGUUAAAGCAAGAUAUGCCAUUAGUCGGAGCAGAGAAAAGAAAAAGAACAACAGGUGCCAAAUAUGGUGAUGUUGAUGAUGCAGUAUACAUGUGGUACCAACAAAAGCGUUCAGCUGGUGUUCCUGUUAGAGGUGUGGAACUUCAGGCUGCUGCUGAGAGAUUUGCACAGUGUUUUGGUCGAACAGACUUCAAAGCCAGCACUGGUUGGCUUUUCAGAUUUCGAAAUAGGCAUGCAAUAGGGAACCGAAAAGUAUGUGGGGAACAAAUUCUGAGUUCAGUUUCAGAAAAUGUUGAACCAUUUAGACAAAAGCUAUCCAUGAUCAUCAAAGAGGAGAAACUAUGUUUGGCUCAGGUGUACAAUGGGGAUGAAACAGAUCUCUUUUGGAAGUCAAUGCCAGAAAAUAUUCAGGCAAACAAAAAAGAUAUAUGUAUGCCAGGGCAGAAAAUAAACAAAGAACGAUUAUCAGCUCUUUUGUGUGCAAAUGCAGAUGGGACCCACAAGUUGAAGUCAGUUAUUAUUGGAAAAUCAAAGCAGUCUAGGUCUAUUAAGGAUGAUGUAAAUACUUUAUCAGUGAUAUACAAAUCUAGUAAAGAUGUCUGGUUCACCAGAGAAUCAUUUUCAGAAUGGUUCUUUCAAAAUUUCAUUCCCGAGGUUAGAGAUUUUCAGCUUAAUGUCCUGAGAUUGGAUGAAAAUGAUAUAAAAGCAGUGUUACUCCUAGACAAUUCUCCAGCCCAUCCUUCAGAUGAGUCUCUAAUUAGUAAUGAUGGGAGAAUCAGAUGUAUCUUCUUCCCCCCAAACACUACAUCAGUGAUUCAGCCAAUGAAUCAGGGUGUGAUCUUGAGCUGCAAGCGACUUUAUAGAUGGAAGCAGCUUGAAGAGAGUCUGGUAAUCUUUGAAGACAGUGAUGAACAGGAAACAAGAGGAGAAAAAACAGUUGCAAAAAUCAAAGCUUAUAACAUAAAAAGUGCAAUUUCUAACUGGGCAAAGAGUUGGGAUGAAGUAAAGCAAAUAACAAUAGCAAAUGCAUGGGAAAAUCUACUUUACAAAAAAGAACCAGAAUAUCAUAUUCAAGGCUUAGAAGAUGGUGAUUAUAGAGAAAUUCUUGAGCGAUGUGAUGACCUAGAGACCAAUUUAGAUGAUGUCAGGGUGUGGUUAACUGGAGAUAAUGAAGCUCGUUGUCACCCCAAAAUGGAAGAUGUUACUAGAGAAGUUACCCAGGAAGAAGUUGUUGAAGAGGAAGUAGAACAACAUUCAGCAAAGUUUAAAUUAUCCAGUGUUCGAGAGAAUUUGGACUGUCUUCUUGACUUUGUUGAUGCCACGCCAGAGUUUCAGAGAUUCUAUUUUACACUGAAAGAGAUGCAACAAGAAUUAAUAAAAAAGCAAUCCCAGAGAAGAGCCCGUUCUAAAAUUGGUAACUUUUUAAAACCAAGGGUUCAUAAUAUUAAAGAUUCCUUUAAUUUGCCUUCAACUUCUGGGUCCAGUAAUUAAGUCUUCUAUGUCAAAAGACUUGUGUUUGAUACCUGAUACAACAGACGGUGUGAAUUGUCUUUUUUUUAUUAAUUUACCUCACAUUACUUUUGAGUGCCCAUUUAUAUCUUUAGUUUAUAUUGUAUAUAGUACUUGAAAGUAAUAAAUUUGCAUUUCUUUAAAAACAUCCUCUAAUUUGGACAUUUACUGCUUCAGACAGUGGAGGUUGUAUAGUGCUAGGUAAAAAAAAAAUGUAUUGAGGAACAUAAUGUGGGAAAAUCUUUAAUCCAAAUCCCAACAUCAUUUCCUAUUAGGAUAAUGCACAAAAAGCAGGUGAUAGAAUUCUUAGCAAGUAAACGUGAUAUAUAUAUAUAUAUAUAUAU
Messenger RNA from Dromiciops gliroides (monito del monte), 4008 nucleotides. It is a transcript of the gene TIGD7, whose product is annotated as tigger transposable element derived 7. The record is from RefSeq and is a predicted model, not a curated record. The transcript has 2 exons. Gene Ontology annotation, molecular function: DNA binding. Bases 1991 to 3646 code for a protein of 551 amino acids. Gene Ontology annotation, cellular component: nucleus. Lineage: Eukaryota; Metazoa; Chordata; Mammalia; Microbiotheria; Microbiotheriidae.